Molecule: messenger RNA, 4487 nt
Organism: Varanus komodoensis (Komodo dragon)
Lineage: Eukaryota; Metazoa; Chordata; Lepidosauria; Squamata; Varanidae
Gene: SENP7
Product: SUMO specific peptidase 7
Exons: 24
Coding region: 137-3286 (1049 amino acids)
Biological process (GO): protein desumoylation
Cellular component (GO): cytoplasm; nucleus
Molecular function (GO): SUMO-specific endopeptidase activity
Source: RefSeq, a predicted model, not a curated record
GAGGUUGCGGGCUUUAAAAGGCGUCGACCAUGCUCGCCUCUUAAGUGGCUAGUGGAGACGAUUGGUGGGCUCAUCUCGGUCCUCGCGUGCCAGGUGGCGACGAGGUAGAUUGUCAGAGGACAGUGCAGCAGUAAACAUGGAAGGAUGUGGAACAAAAGCAUCUUCGAGUCAACAAAAAUAUCGAAUACCAAAGAAGGUAUCAAACGCGCAGUCAGAAGAUGUUUGUGUUCAGUCCCCGUUGUCAAGACUUGCAGACACUCAGCAGUGGGAACAUCCAUUACAAGGGUGGACAUCGAGAAAUAAGAAGUUUUACCCAGACUGGAAGAGAAAAAGACUCUCAGAGAAACGUUGCAUUAAUGAAGGGUCAUCAUUUGGGCAACCCAAAGUUAUCUUGACGAAUGUCCUGAAGACGGAGAUAGGAAGAAAAUACAUAAAGACUCAGCUUAUAACUGAUGAUAAAUUAACUCACGUUGUCAAGUUGCAGUCAAAUCAGCAACCCUCAUCAUCUGUUGACACUGUAGAGAUAUGGCAAAUAUUAAAUCCUCUUCAUCAAAGCCUUUUUAUAUCUAAAAGGCAACCCAAAGUUAUCUUGACGAAUAUUCUGAGGACGAAAACAGGAAGAAAACAGGAACAUCUUUUAACUGAUGCUAAUCUAUCUGAUACUAGCAUGUUGCAAUCAGAUGAACAGCCCACCUCAUCUUUUGCCAGCCUAGAAUCAUGUAGCAAAAAAAGCUCUCAGCAAUGCCGCAUUUUGCCUAAAAGGUAUCAAAGAAGGCCAAAUGACCAGAAACCAUCUAGAGAUGCAGAAAGUGAUAAUGCUUUGGUGACUCUAAGAAGAUGUGAUGUGAUGCUAGAAGACUGCAGCAUAAAGAACAAAGAAGGAAAUCGGCCAGAGAAAGAAAGAAAAGGCUCCAAGAAUCUCUCUCCUGGUUUGAGAGAAGCAAGCUUUCAAAAUAGUGAGAGCAGAAAAAGAAGGGGUGAUGUUUUUUCAAAUCAGUGGAAUCCAUAUUCUCCACAGAAAUCACCACUGGCGAAUAAAGAACAGAAGACAGAACCUGUUCAGUCACCUGGCUGCAUAGGCUCAAACAGGAUUCAGCAGAGUGAUUUGCACAACCCUCAGCAGGAGAAUAUUCCCCAGACUUUAAAAUCAGAUUGCAGUGGAACAUUUAUCAGUAUUAAUCAAGACACUGGUGAAAACGAUGCAAACUCUACUCCCAAGAGAAAGCAGCAUUCUAUCACCAAUAAGGCUGAGCAGAUUUCACAACUUGUGAGCUCUGCUAGGAAGCAGAAAGUGCAUAUAAUUCUCCGCCUGAAAGAGCCGUUGAAUAGAUCUAAAAGGAACAAGGAGACAGCUGAUUCAACUGAGCCAAUUGUCCUUUCUAGUGAUGAUGAAGAAGGAGGAGGUUCUGAAUCAAAAGAUGCUCAUAGCUAUUUCCAGACUGAGAAAGACCAAAAACCAAAGGAGGAAGAAAGAGAACAGGAAUCUGUACUCUCUUUAUCAGAAGAGCUAUUGCUGGACAAAACCGAAAGCAGAGCACAGCAAGUUUCACCUGAAUCUCUUACACUUCACUCCUCUACAGACUGCAGCACAUUCAGUAAACAAAAAGAACUUGCCUUAGAAAUAAAAUCUGAAAAGGUUUAUAUUGGGAAAUAUAAAGGAACAGCAACAGGUUGCAUUAAAUUUACAACCAGGUACAUUAAGAUCCCAUUUGAAGUUACUGCAGAUAAGAAAAUUGAACUAUCAGUGGAUUCCAUGCACUUACAAAGGUAUGGACUGUGGACAAAUAAUGAUUCUACAACUUCAGGGAGUAAUGUUACCAUUUUUCUGUGGCUGUCAUCAGAUUAUGCAGAACAAAUUGAAAAUCAAAUGGAAACGUCUGUAUUAAACAGUCAAGCCAGGAGUAAGACAUUCAUUUUUGUUAAGCUGUCUCAGCCACUCACAGAAGAAGAGCAGAACCUGCUGAACAAAAUAAUGGUGGAAGUGAGCAAGAAGAAUACCUCUCCCAACCUCACUGACUCCUUACCUUGGGAUCAAGCUGUUAAAGACAUUUCGUAUGAAGACAGCGCCUUCAUGGAUGAUUGUUAUGAGUCAUUUCAGCAGCAGUUGCAGAAAGACAGUGCAUCGGUUCUGACUGACCCAGUGGCUCAGGAAUCAAAAUCAGAUCUUACCCAGUUGAAUUAUACUUUACUGCAGAGACAAAAUAGUGGUCGAUACUCCUUUUCUAUCUCUGCAACACAAAGGAAUGAAUGGAAAGAACUGAGAGAAAACAAAGGACUUAUUCAGAACUUGAUCGUUUAUCCUCCUCCACCUGCCAAGGGGGGAUUAGGCGUUACAAGAGAAGAUCUGGAAUGUUUAGAAUAUGGAGAAUUCCUCAAUGAUGUGAUCAUUGACUUUUACCUUAAGUAUCUGUUACUAGAAAAAGCUCCCAGAGAACUGGCUGACCGGUCACACAUAUUUAGCAGUUUCUUCUAUAAAUGUCUAACCAGGUCAGAGAAGAAUUCUGAAGAAAAUCCUAAUCUUUCAAUAGCACAAAGACGACACAGGAGAGUGAAAAGAUGGACUCGACGUAUAAACAUUUUUAAUAAAGACUAUAUUUUUGUGCCUGUAAAUGAAGAGUCACACUGGUACAUUGCAGUCAUCUGCUUCCCUUGGCUAGAAGAAGUUGUAUAUGAAGAUGGUCCACAACCGUGUUCCCUGCAAUCAUGCUUCCAGCAGUUAACAUAUCAGCCCCCAAAAAAUAGCAAUACUUCUAGUGAAGACUCUGUGCUAGUCUUUAAUGAUACCUGGAGUGAUAAAGAGGAGCUAGAUAUAAACUGCAACCUACAGUUGCAAGAUAAUGUUCAGCCAGCAACUGUAUCCCUGGACUUGGAUUCCAAACCUUCUAAAAGCUCUUCCAGCUCUUCUAAAAUGAAGAAAGUUUGUAAACGGCCAUGUAUCCUCAUCUUAGAUUCCCUGAAGGCAAGUUCUGUACAGAAUACAGUUCAGGUCUUGAGAGAGUAUCUAGAAGCAGAGUGGGAAGCAAAGCGCAAGACACCUCGUGAGUUCAGCAAAUCAACAGUGCUCGAUUUCUGUCCAAGAGUCCCCAAACAAGAUAAUAGUAGUGAUUGUGGAGUAUAUUUACUACAGUAUGUGGAAACUUUCUUCCAGAAUCCUAUUGUGAACUUUGAACUUCCAAUGCACUUGGAGCGAUGGUUCCCUCGCCAAGUGGUGAGAAGCAAGCGAGAAGAAAUUAGGGACUUGAUCUUGCAACUUCACUUGCAGCAGCAAAGUGGCAGCAAAAGCUAGCGUGACUUUUCUUCUGAUCUUUCAAAAGAAGACUUGUCCAGGAGUACAAGAAAUCUGAUUAGCAGCGCUUGUACUUUCAGUCUUGCAAAGAAGAAAUACUUGAUUUUAUGUUGUAUUUAAUUUAUAUUGAAAGUCUAUAAAUUGCAGUUUAUAUAAUUUAAAGUAAAUAUUUUGAUAUUGUUUGAUUUUAUUUUAAUUUGGGGACACAGAAACUUUAAAGCAGGAAUAUGCUGCAGAGAUGGGAAAUAUUUUAGCCUUGAGGGGUUCAUUCCCAUCUUUCCAAGCAUUUCUGAAACUGGGGGAGCUGAGCCUGCAUGAGAUGGAAACAUUAUUGAGUCUUCCUGGGGAUGUUUUCCAUGUGAUGUUUUAUAGCCAAUCUAGAUAAUCUUGCAAUUACUACUUCCAUAUUGUGAAAAAGAUGUAUAUUUCUAGCUACUUUUGAAUAAGACAAAAUGCUACUGAUCUGCUUUAGAUUAUCACCGUAUUUCAGAAGAUAAUAUCUAUAAAAACAUUUUAUGUUACAUUUUUUAAAAUCAAGAACAGAAUGUCAAAUUGUGCUUUAAAUUGAGAAAUGUAAACGGGGGUGAUGGUGUCAAAUCUUUUUCAUGUCUAACUGGACAAUGUAUUCCACAUUCAGGUCCUUAAACACUUUCUGCUGUGCAGCACUUAUUUAUGGUAUGAAUACUAUGUAUUUUUCAUAUAUAUUUAUAUAGAGAGAGAGAGAAAGAGAGAGGAAGGUCUAAGGCCAUAUGGCCUUCUCUGUACUGGAAUCAGCUGUAGCUUAUGUCUAGCUAGGUAUUAUCCCAUUGAGAAUUGCUUUACUAUUUUAAUCAUGGUAUUUAUUUUGGGGAGAGGGGAGAAAUGUCAUUAUUAGGCACUUUGACUUCAAUCGUAUGCUCAAGCUGGGACUAAGCCCCAUUUAAACAUUGAAGUUCCAUUUCAGUGACCAAAUUUAAUACAAGGAAAAAUGAGACUCACUCACUUCUACUUUGUUCAAGACUUAUCUUGUUUAGACACACUGUGUAUAGCAAGCUGAAUAUUAGUAAUUGUCCCAAGUCUUUAUACUUGUGGCUAAGACAUUUAUGGAAGAGGUUCAACUGAAGUGAAUCUGCAUAGUGUGAAAUAUAGUUAAAUGUGGAUUGGUCAUGUAUUUAAUAAGCUAGAAGCACUGACUGAAUAAAUACAGAUAUUUUUUCAGAAA